AUGAAGACCUUUACCAUCGCCAUAGUUUCUUCCAUCAUCACCCUUACCACUGCUCUCUCGCCACCCUACGAACCCACUUGCGAGACAUGCGUCUACACACCCAACGAAAACAAGUGCGACAUCACCACAUCCUGCACGUAUGUCUGGGGUCACCAAGACCCGCAUACACCCGGUCCAUACUACUGCGCUUGUCGCCAUGGAUACCGUGCGACGGGAUAUGAAGCCAACGAUAUGGAGGUCCAAUGGCGACUCCCCUGGUACGGUACGCCAAGUGGCGACCCGAGCCAGGAAGGCAGGGUGUUUGUAAAGCCUGGGGUUGAGUGUAAUACUCUCUGUGAUGAUUGGUAUCUUGGGAAAGACGGGUGCAAGGCUGUGCAGGAGAAGGAGUGGUGCAUGUAG
Molecule: messenger RNA, 399 nt
Organism: Alternaria atra
Lineage: Eukaryota; Fungi; Ascomycota; Dothideomycetes; Pleosporales; Pleosporaceae
Exons: 2
Coding region: 1-399 (132 amino acids)
Source: RefSeq, a predicted model, not a curated record